Molecule: messenger RNA, 2782 nt
Organism: Delphinapterus leucas (beluga whale)
Lineage: Eukaryota; Metazoa; Chordata; Mammalia; Artiodactyla; Monodontidae
Gene: MRPS24
Product: mitochondrial ribosomal protein S24
Biological process (GO): translation
Cellular component (GO): mitochondrion
Source: RefSeq, a predicted model, not a curated record
CCUCCGCUCGGCCCAAGAUGGCGGCGCCCGUUUGCGGUCUGAGGCUCCGGCCGCUGGUGCUGUCCUGGAACUGGGAGCUGCCAUGCGUCUGGCGCGCCCUGCACACCUCCGCGGCCUGCGCCAAGAACCGGGCGGCCCGAGUCCGAGUGGGCAAGGGGGACAAACCAGUGACCUACGAGGAGGCUCACGCGCCGCACCACAUCGCCCAUCGUAAGGGCUGGCUGUCGCUGCACACAGGUAACCUGGAUGGGGAGGACCAUGCUGCAGAGAGAACAGUGGAAGAUGUUUUCCUUCGUAAAUUUAUGCUGGGCACCUUCCCAGGCUGCCUGGCCGACCAGCUUGUUCUAAAGCGCCGGGCUAACCAGGUGGAGAUCUGUGCCCUGGUCCUGAGGCAGCUACCUGCACAUAAGUUCUACUUCCUUGUGGGCUACAGUGAGACUCUGCUGUCCCACUUUUACAAGUGUCCCGUGCAUCUGCACCUCCAGACUGUGCCCUCAAAGGUUGUGUAUAAGUAUAUCUAGGACAACCCACCUGUUUGCAUCAAACUGUAGCCUGCAAAGGACAGAAACUUGUGGAAAAGGACUGAAGUAGAAACAGGGGAAAUGCAUCCCCUCAGACUACUGAGGCUUUGUCUUCAAAGUUGGCUGUUGAAUAAAUAGACUCUCCAUGUUGUGUUGCUUCUUGGUCUGCCUAGAGAACUAGAAUAGGGUUUCUUUGAGGAUGCUCCAGGGUUCCCAGGAAGGCUGCCAGCUCCUGAGGUUUAGGCAAUAGCUAUGGUUCAAUGAGUAUCUUGUGCCCAUCACUGUGUCAGGAACUUUACCUGAAGUUCUUUGUUUUCUCUUAAAAUGGAAAGAGCCAUUUUUGGAGAUUAUAAAACAACGUGGACAUGUAUUAAAUCAGCCGUGAAGCUUACUUGUAAUUCUACCCCAGAGAAAGCUACUGUGUACAGUUUGUUGUAAUUCCAGAUGUACUUUUAUUCCCCCAGAAAUAAUGUAGCACACAGUCAUCUAUUAAACAAGCUUAACUGCACCUGGUCUGUGCCAGACACUCUUCUAAGUAGCUUGGAACCCAUCAAUGACCAAAACGUUCCAUUCCAAGAUCCAUGCCUUCGUAAUACUUGUAUCCCAGUGGAGGGGGACAAGGAGGGUUGGGCCGCAUUGAAGGCUCCAAGCAGGUGAGGAAUAUAGAUAUGCAGGUAAAUGGAGGAAGAACAUUUCAGAAAGUGGCAUCUGCAAAAGCCACACAUGGUGCUGGGAAUUGGGACAGGGAUUGCUCACCUUCAACUUCACCCCGACACUGAUGACCUUCACCUUGACCAUGAUCCCGGUACCCUUAACUUGACCUUGAACUUUAACACACCCACUCUAAUCCUAACCUUUGAUCAUCCCUGAUCCUACCCACAACUUGACCUUUACCCUCAGUCUCACUCUUACCUGAGGGUGCCAACCAGGCCCCACCCCGCCCCAAUCCUGUCUCCAGUGCUAGCUGACUGACUCGCCAUGACCCUGACCCUGUGUCCCUCACAUUUAUGUAACCCUGACUCGCAGUCAGAAACUUGACUCAAGACUUCAUCCUAACACUGUCUCGACCCUUACGGUGACCCUAACUCAUCCUAACUGGUAACGCUGAUGCUUGCUUUGACAGAUUAUGCGCCUCAUCCAAACUCUUAUGACCUUGACUGUGACCUUGACCUUGAAACUCAGCCAUCACCCAGACCCUGUCCCUCACACAGAUCUGACCCUACUCUUGACCCUGACCAUGACCCUGUUCUUAGACUCAACAAUCCUGAAGUUGUCAUUCAGACCCUGAGACUCACCCCGAUACCCUGAUGACAAACCUCAACCUGACUUUGAUCCUCACCCUGACCCUUCUGACCUUCACUCUCACACUGACCCUCACACUCGGUCUGCUCCUGGACCUGGCUUUUCAUCUGAGUUUGACCCUCACCCUGUUCCACGUUUGCAUCAUAAUACUGACUCUGACCAGGUGUUCUGACCCUCACCCUUACACUGACUGUGACCUUGACUGAACCUCAGCUGGACUCGAUUAUGUCCCUGACCCUCAUGACCCAGAUCCACCCAUGUACUGAAUCUUAUUCAAAUCCUCAAUCUGACAUUGGCCCAAUCCUGUACCUGACUGUGACCCUUAGGCUCACCUUUGCCUUGAUAUUGACUCAUCCAGACCUUGACCCUGAUCCUUUUUAAUUUAAUUGAAAUACAUUGGACAGGUAAAGUUAUAUAAGUUCAAGGUGUACAACAUGUUAAUUUAAGGACAUUGUUAUAUUUUAAUGUGAUUGUAGCAAUAAUUAGCACCUCUAUCUCAUUACAAAAUUAUCCUUUUUAGUAGUUGGAAAAAUUGUUAUAGUCUCUUAGCAACUUUGAUGAUUUUAAUAUUUUUGUCCCUAUUGUACGGUACUAAGCAUUAUAUCUGUAGGGCUUAUUUACUACUUGUAAAUGUGUACUCUCAACAUCUGUCCCCCCACGCCCUCAUCCCCUGCUGAUCACUUUUAUUCUGUUUUUAAAAAUUUAGCUUUCUUAAAUUGUACAUGUAAGUGAUGUCAUACUGUCUUUCUAUGUCUGCAAGUCCAUCCAUGUUGUCGUAAAUGGCAGAAUGUCCUCCUUCCUCGAGGCUGAAUAAUAUUCCAGUGUGUGUGUGUGUGUGUUUGUGUGUGUGUGUGUGUGAGAGAGAGAGAGAUUUUUUAUCCAUUUGAUGAGUACUUAUAUUGUUUCCAUGUCUUGGCUAUUGUGAAUAAUCCUGCAAUAAAAAUAGGAGUGCAGAUGUC